Molecule: messenger RNA, 1479 nt
Organism: Closterium sp. Naga37s-1
Lineage: Eukaryota; Viridiplantae; Streptophyta; Zygnematophyceae; Desmidiales; Closteriaceae
Source: the annotation of a GenBank genome assembly
AUGUUGCAAUCCGUUAAGAAGACGUUCGCAGGGGGUCGGAAGAAAACAGGAAAUAAAGCCGAGCACCACGAUAGCGCCGCCGGUGCCGCCCCGCACCACGGGCACGCGCCGCCCCCCGCCGGUCCCGCCGGGGGACCAGCGUCCCGGACCGCUUCAGGAGGAAAGGCUCCCGGGGCCAAUGCCGCGAAAGGCGCCGCGCCUGCCGCUGGCGCGGCUCUCCGAACGAGCAGCUUCAACAAGGACAAGCCAGACGCUGUAGCGAUUCCCGCUGUACCGAAUCCGAAUGUGUCGCCGUUCGCCGAGCCGCUCCCGCUUUUCCGGGACGUGGCGGCUCCGGAAAAGCAGGCACUGUUCAUCCGCAAGCUCGCGCUCUGCUGCCACACGUUCGACUUCGCGGACCCGCUUAAGAACAUGAAGGAGAAGGAGAUUAAGCGGCAGACGCUCUUAGAACUAGUCGAGUAUGUCAAUUCCGGCACGGGGAAGUUCAGCGAGGCCGUGUUUGAGGAUAUCGUGCGGAUGCUCCGGGCGAAUCUGUUCCGCGCGCUCCCCCCCUCCGCGCACGAGAACACGGGGUCGGAGGGAUUCGAUCCGGAGGAGGAAGAGCCGAAUAUGGAGCUCGCGUGGCCGCAUUUGCAGAUCGUGUACGAGUUCCUGCUGCGCUUCGUAGUUAGUAACGAGACUGACGCUAAAGUGGCGAAACGGUACCUGGACCAGCCGUUUGUCCUGAAGCUGCUAGAUUUGUUCAACUCCGAGGAUCCGCGCGAGCGCGACUAUUUAAAGACCAUUCUGCACCGGAUAUACGGCAAGUUCAUGGUCCACCGGCCGUUUAUCCGCAAGUCGAUUAACUACAUCUUCUACCGUUUUAUCUACGAGACGGAGCGGCACAACGGGAUCGCGGAGCUGUUAGAGAUCCUCGGCAGCAUAAUCAACGGGUUCGCGCUGCCUCUUAAAGAGGAGCACAAGAUGUUCCUGGUCCGCGCGUUAAUCCCGCUGCACAAGCCCAAGUGCGUGUCGAUAUACCACCAGCAGCUGUCGUACUGCAUCACGCAGUUUGUCGAGAAGGAUCCGUCGCUUGCUGACGUGGUGCUGCGCGGGCUGCUGAAGUACUGGCCCUUAACUAACAGCCAGAAGGAGGUGCUGUUCCUGGGCGAGCUGGAGGAGAUUCUGGAGCUCACGCAGGGCGCGGAGUUCCAGCAGGUCGUCGCGCCGCUGUUUCUGCGCAUCGCACGCUGCCUCAACAGCUCGCAUUUUCAGGUGAGCCAAGGAAACUCGCACUUCCAGGGCGCGGAGUUCCUUCCAGCAGGUCGUCGCGCCGCUGGAACUCCGCAGCGCGCAAUGCGCAGAAACAGCGGCCUGCUGGAACUCCUGUUUCUGCGCAUUGCGCGCCGCCUCAACCGACAGCUCGCAUUUUCAGGUGAGGAAAAACAAAUGGAGGAAAACGAAGGGAAGGGGGUGCGGGUUGGGGGAAAGGCCUUCCAG